CGCCACAGCAACUGCUCCCAGCCCGGAGCCGUGGAAAGAAAAGUGGUAGUGAGUCUUCAGAAAUUAGAUGUGGCUCAGGACAGCCUGGGCAAUUAUGGCUUCUUCACUCUGAUCUACAAUCAAGGCUUUGAGCUUGUGAUAAAUGACUACAAAUGGUUUGCCUUUUUUAAGUACAAAAAGGAAGGCCGGAAUGUGACCAGCUACUGUAAUGAGACUCUACCUGGAUGGGUACAUGAUGUACUUGGCCACAACUGGGCUUGUUUCAGUGGACACAAGAUCUCUUCAGCUUCUUCAGGUGUUCAUACAAAUGAGCUGCCUUUCCAGAAGCCUAGGGGAAGGCUUUCAAGCAGACGUUAUGUGCACAACUUUGACUUCGUAAAUGCUAUUAAUACUCGCCAGAAGUCCUGGAGAGCAACAAGAUACAAAGAAUAUGAGAACCUAUCCCUGGAAGAGCUAACCAGAAGAGGUGGAGGUCUCUAUUCCAGAGCUCCAAGACCAAAUCCUGCACCCAUAACACCCGAGUUGCUCAACAAAGCUUCAAGUUUGCCAGAAUCCUGGGACUGGAGAAACGUGAAUGGUGUCAAUUAUGUCAGCCCUGUUCGGAAUCAAGCCUCGUGUGGCAGCUGCUAUGCCUUUUCUUCCAUGGGCAUGCUGGAAGCAAGAAUCCGUAUCCUGACAAACAAUACUCAGAAGCCAGUCUUUAGUCCUCAGCAGGUUGUGUCUUGCAGCCAGUAUUCUCAGGGGUGUGAUGGUGGCUUUCCAUACCUCAUUGCUGGAAAGUACACCCAAGACUUUGGCAUUGUGGAAGAGGACUGCUUCCCUUACACGGCUGAAGAUUCUCCAUGCAUUUUCAAGCGCAACUGCUAUCACUAUUACACUUCUGAAUAUCACUAUGUUGGUGGUUUCUAUGGAGGCUGCAAUGAAGCCCUGAUGAAACUUGAGCUUGUUCUGCAUGGGCCAAUGGCUGUUGCCUUUGAAGUUUACAAUGAUUUCAUGCUGUAUAAAGAGGGAAUCUACCAUCACACUGGGCUGCAGGAUGACUUCAACCCUUUUGAACUGACCAAUCAUGCUGUCCUGUUGGUGGGCUAUGGUAAAGACCCAGAAAGUGGUGAGAAGUUCUGGAUUGUGAAGAACAGCUGGGGCACCUCAUGGGGAGAAAAUGGCUACUUCAGAAUCCGCCGUGGCACCGAUGAAUGUGCCAUUGAGAGCAUUGCAGUGGCUGCAACUCCUAUUCCAAAGCUAUAAGUGCAAAGAUUCUCAUCCAGUGCCUUGUCUGAGAAGAAAAUCUCCAGCUGUAAAAACAUGCUGAUUGUUAAAAGGAACUGUAGGUAACAUCUGUCCCCUAUCUUAAUCAGGAGAGCUUUAAGAAAUUUU
Tinamus guttatus (white-throated tinamou) is the source of this 1374-nucleotide messenger RNA. It is a transcript of the gene CTSC, whose product is annotated as cathepsin C. Gene Ontology annotation, biological process: proteolysis. Lineage: Eukaryota; Metazoa; Chordata; Aves; Tinamiformes; Tinamidae. The record is from RefSeq and is a predicted model, not a curated record. Gene Ontology annotation, molecular function: cysteine-type peptidase activity.